CCACUUGAACACUUUUCUGCGUAAACGUGGCUUAUACGUGGUAUUGAAUUCAACAGUAGAGAAGAUAGUUAAAAUCCAAAAAUGGCCAAAAUUCCGGCAGUCGGUAUAGAUCUCGGUACGACGUAUUCUUGCGUCGGUGUGUUUCAACAUGGCAAGGUGGACAUUAUUGCGAACGAUCAAGGAAACCGUACGACACCGUCGUAUGUGGCCUUUACUGACACAGAGCGACUCAUCGGCGAUGCUGCCAAGAAUCAAGUGGCCAUGAAUCCAAAUAACACAAUUUUCGAUGCGAAGCGUUUGAUUGGGCGGAAAUUUGACGAUCCCACUGUCCAGGCAGACAUGAAGCAUUGGCCUUUCGAUGUGAUCAACGAUGGAACCAAGCCGAAACUGCGGGUGGAGUACAAAGGCGAGAAGAAGUCGUUCUUCCCGGAGGAGGUCUCGUCGAUGGUACUCACCAAAAUGAAGGAAACGGCCGAAGCGUACCUUGGAAAGAACAUUGCGAAUGCGGUCAUCACCGUGCCAGCGUAUUUCAACGAUUCGCAGCGUCAAGCAACGAAGGAUGCUGGGGCUAUUGCCGGUCUGAAUGUGCUGCGCAUAAUCAAUGAGCCGACGGCCGCGGCCAUUGCCUAUGGGCUAGACAAGAAGGGUGCCGGUGAACGCAAUGUGCUUAUUUUUGAUCUAGGCGGGGGCACCUUUGACGUUUCGAUCCUCACAAUCGAGGAUGGCAUUUUCGAGGUUAAGUCCACCGCCGGCGAUACCCAUCUGGGUGGCGAAGAUUUCGACAAUCGCAUGGUGUCGCACUUCGUCGAAGAGUUCAAGCGCAAGAACAAGAAGGACAUCUCGAGCAAUAAGCGGGCCCUGCGUCGCCUGCGAACGGCCUGCGAGCGGGCAAAGCGCACCCUUUCGGCAUCGACUCAGGCGAGCAUUGAAAUCGAUUCGCUGUUCGAGGGCAUUGACUUCUACACUUCGAUGACCAGGGCGCGCUUCGAAGAGCUCAACUCGGACCUGUUCCGCGACACGAUGGAACCGGUGGCGAAGGCGCUGCGGGACGCCAAAAUGGACAAAAGCAACAUUCAUGAUAUAGUGCUGGUCGGUGGAUCGACUCGCAUCCCGAAGGUUCAGAAGCUGCUGCAAGAUUUCUUCAACGGCAAGGAACUGAACAAGUCCAUCAAUCCCGAUGAAGCCGUUGCGUACGGGGCAGCCGUGCAGGCCGCUAUCUUGCAGGGCGAUACAUCGGAAGCGGUUCAGGAUCUGCUCCUGCUGGACGUGACUCCACUCUCACUGGGUAUCGAAACCGCAGGAGGCGUUAUGACGGUGCUGAUCAAACGCAACACCACGAUUCCAACGAAGCAAACACAAACCUUCACCACCUACUCAGACAACCAGCCAGGGGUGCUGAUUCAGGUGUACGAAGGCGAGCGUACCAUGACGAAGGAUAACAAUCUGCUGGGAAAGUUCGAGCUCAGCGGCAUUCCGCCAGCUCCGCGGGGAGUUCCGCAAAUUGAGGUUACGUUCGACAUCGACGCGAACGGUAUCAUGAACGUUUCGGCCAUCGAAAAGUCCACCAAUAAGGAGAAUCGCAUCACCAUUACCAACGACAAAGGCCGGCUCAGCAAGGAGGACAUUGACCGUAUGGUAAACGAAGCGGAGAAGUUCCGGAGCGAGGAUGAGAAGCAACGCGAUAAGGUGGCGGGCAAGAACGCGCUGGAAUCGUACUGCUUCAACAUGAAGUCGACAGUGGAGGACGCAAAUGUCAAAGACAAAAUUCCCGAUGCCGAUAAGACGCUCAUUUUGGACAAGUGCAACGCCACCAUCUCGUGGCUCGACGCCAACCAGAUGGCGGAGAAGGAAGAGUUUGAGCACAAACAGAAGGAACUGGAAGCCGUGUGCAACCCCAUUAUUCAGAAGCUCUAUCAGAGCGCUGGAGGAAUGCCCGGUGGGCCGGGUGGAAUGCCCGGAGCCGGAGCCGGAGCACCUCCGCCAUCAUCCGGUGCCGGUCCAACGAUCGAGGAAGUGGACUAAAACUGGUCGCACAAUGGAACACAGGACGAAAAGACAGAUAGCCAAAGGCCAAAGGCAAUCCAGGGCAAUUUC
Molecule: messenger RNA, 2094 nt
Organism: Anopheles cruzii
Lineage: Eukaryota; Metazoa; Arthropoda; Insecta; Diptera; Culicidae
Product: heat shock 70 kDa protein cognate 4-like
Exons: 3
Coding region: 82-2022 (646 amino acids)
Biological process (GO): cellular response to unfolded protein; vesicle-mediated transport; protein refolding
Cellular component (GO): nucleus; cytoplasm; plasma membrane
Molecular function (GO): ATP hydrolysis activity; misfolded protein binding; ATP binding
Source: RefSeq, a predicted model, not a curated record